Messenger RNA from Ilyonectria robusta, 2858 nucleotides. RefSeq names its product XFP N-terminal domain-containing protein. The transcript has 6 exons. NCBI's taxonomy places the organism in Eukaryota, Fungi, Ascomycota, Sordariomycetes, Hypocreales, Nectriaceae. The record is from RefSeq and is a predicted model, not a curated record. The coding region runs from base 141 to 2558 and encodes 805 amino acids. Gene Ontology annotation, biological process: carbohydrate metabolic process. Gene Ontology annotation, molecular function: aldehyde-lyase activity.
GUUGGAUAAUCUCAAACAAAAUGAUGAUUUCGCCCUUUCAUUCUAAUACUCUUGUUUCGAUUUUCAAAUUUGCUGGUUUUCUUUUCAUCUGAAGCGUCCAAUUUCUCCAUUACUCCAUCAAACCGCUGGUGACUUCCAAGAUGCCAGGAGAAGUAAUCGACAGACCAAAUCCACCACCACUGCCGAGCCAACUACCGGAUGAGACCUUGUAUCUUGCUGCAAGAGUUCCAAAAAUCCACUUGGACCAGAAUGUGUCGCAGUCCUUGAAGGAUUUCCAACAGGCGGCCUGUUACAUCGCAGGGUCUAUGAUAUUUCUCAAAGACAAUGUAAUGAUUGACAGGGACUUAAAACUUGAAGACGUCAAGCCACGGCUACUAGGUCACUGGGGAACAUGCCCUGGGAUCAUCCUUGUGUGGUCUCAUCUUAACUUGUUGAUUCGAAAGCACGACCUGGAUGUCAUGUUUGUCAUCGGCCCAGGGCAUGGUGCCCCGGCUGCUCUAGCUGCCCUUUGGCUUGAGGGAUCAUUGGGGAGGUUCUUCCCUGACCAGUACCCCAUCGAUGAACGUGGAUUGAAAAACCUCAUAUCUGGGUUCUCGGUUCCUGGAGGGUUCCCAAGUCACAUCAAUUCUGAAACCCCAGGCGCUAUCCAUGAGGGUGGUGAACUGGGCUAUGCGCUUGCUGUCUCCUUCGGUGCUAUAAUGGACAACCCUGAUUUGAUAGUCACAUGUAUCAUCGGCGAUGGAGAGGCAGAAAGCGGUCCAACCGCAGCCGCCUGGCAUUUGAUCAAGUAUCUAGACCCGGCGGAGUCUGGGGCUGUCAUUCCGAUCUUGCAUGUCAAUGGAUUCAAGAUCAGCGAACGUACUAUAUUUGGUUGCAUGGAUGAUAAAGAGCUGAUCUGUCUGUUCACUGGGUAUGGAUACCAGGUGUCCAUCGUGGAAACAUUGGAAUCCAUCGACGUCGAACUCGCCAGCGCAUUGGAUUGGGCCUUGGGUGAGAUCCAAAAGAUCCAGUCGGCUGCCCGAGACGGCAAGCCGAUUGUGAAGGCCCGGUGGCCUAUGAUUGUGCUCCGAUCACCCAAGGGUUGGACUGGCCCAAAGAAGGUGGAUGGCGAGUUUAUUGAGGGCUCUUUUCGCUCUCACCAGAUUCCUGUCCCCAAUGCGAACAAAGAUAAAGAUCAUUUGAGGAUCCUGCAAUCUUGGCUUCAAACAUAUGAGCCAAGUAGAUUGCUCAAGGAUGGCACGCCAACCAAGAGCAUUCUCGACAUCAUACCAGAGAAAGACUCUAAGAAGCUCGGGCAGCUGAAGCAAACAUACGACUCAUACCAACCGCUGAAUAUGCCCAGCUGGAAAUCCUUUGCUGUCGAAAAAUUCCAACACGUCAGCUGUAUGGAGGAGACAGGCAAAUUCCUGAACCAGGUUGUCCUUGACAACCCCACAAGCUUCCGAGUCUUCUCUCCUGAUGAGCUAGAGAGUAACAAGCUGAGCAGCGUUCUUCAAAAUACGGGCCGAAACUUUCAAUGGGAUGAGUAUGCUCGCGCAAACGGCGGUCGCGUCAUCGAGAUUCUCUCGGAGCACUGCUGUCAGGCGCUUCUCUCGGGCUAUACAUUGACAGGUCGUACGGGCCUGUUUCCAAGCUAUGAGUCAUUCCUGGGAAUCAUCCAUACGAUGAUGGUGCAGUACUCCAAGUUCAACAAAAUUGCCCAAGGUGUCAAGUGGAGAGGUGAUCUCAGCUCCAUCAACUACCUGGAGACAAGCACUUGGGCCCGCCAGGAGCACAACGGUUUCUCGCAUCAGAACCCUUCCUUUAUUGGAGCCGUUCUGAACCUGAAGCCAGAAGCUGCGCGGGUCUAUUUGCCACCAGAUGCCAAUUGCUUCCUCAGCACGGUACACCAUUGUCUCAAGUCGAAGAACUACGUCAACCUGAUGAUUGGUUCGAAGCAACCAACCGCCGUCUACCUCUCCGCCGAGGAUGCUGCUGAGCACUGCAAGAAAGGCGCAUCAAUCUGGAAGUUUGCAUCGAACGAUGACGGACAGACCCCCGACGUUGUCAUUGUAGGGGUCGGCGUUGAAGUGACGUUCGAAGUGGUCAAAGCCGCCGAGUUGCUCAGAGAUUUGCUGCCUGACCUUCGAGUUCGUGUCGUCAAUGUCACUGAUUUGAUGGUCCUUGCAGCUGAAUCGCAUCACCCACACGCGCUCAGCCACAUUGAGUUCCAAGGUCUGUUCACAGAAGACCGGCCGGUGUGCUUCAAUUACCACGGGUACGCAACUGAGCUCCAGGGACUGCUGUUUGAGCGCCCACGUCUGGACAGGAUUAGUGUCAAUGGCUAUAAUGAGGAAGGCAGUACGACAACCCCUUUCGAUAUGAUGCUAGUCAAUUCUGUCAGCAGGUUUGAUGUCGCUGCGAGGGCGAUUAAGGGUGCCGCCACGCACAAUGAGCGGGUGAAAGAGAAGCUUGAUGAGGGAUUGAAGGAGAUUGCAAAGAGGGUGCGGGCGGUAAAGCAAUACAUUAGUACUCAGGGCAAAGAUCCUGAAGACUUAUACGACAUGCCCAAAUUUUAGGAGGAAUGGGAUAUGAUGAGAGGCCUCAAACAUUUCUAACAAUAGCAACUGCGAAUAAUGACACACAUCUCAGCUCCCUUUUAGGCGUUAUAUGUCACGCGUCAGCCUUUGUGGCUGAUACAGGCCUUAAGCCGUACCUGAGGACACGGGCGACGGUGAAUUGAAACGAAAUGAGGUCGUUUAAACCUGGUCCGCGUGUUUAUCCCGAUACCUGCAAUUCAGGAUCGGUAGGUCGUAUAUCUUACUGAAGGAAGACAUUGCGAAGACAAUCUUGACUGGCUUGUCCUGCUGAACUAGGAC